GGGGCGGCCGCGGGAGGCGGCGGGGCCGGCCGCCGGCGCAGGGUCCGGGGGCGCAGCGCGGCGGGCGUAGGUCUAUGUCGCGGGCGGCGGCGGCGGCGGCGGCCGCGGAGGGACGAUGCGCGAGUACAAAGUGGUGGUGCUGGGCUCGGGCGGGGUCGGCAAAUCCGCCCUGACCGUGCAGUUCGUGACCGGCACCUUCAUCGAGAAAUAUGACCCCACCAUCGAGGACUUCUACCGCAAGGAGAUCGAGGUGGACUCGUCGCCGUCGGUGCUGGAGAUCCUGGACACGGCGGGCACCGAGCAGUUCGCGUCCAUGCGGGACCUGUACAUCAAGAACGGCCAGGGCUUCAUCCUGGUCUACAGCCUCGUCAACCAGCAGAGCUUCCAGGACAUCAAGCCCAUGCGGGACCAGAUCAUCCGAGUAAAGCGGUAUGAGAAAGUGCCAGUCAUCCUGGUUGGGAACAAAGUGGACCUGGAAAGUGAGAGAGAAGUAUCAUCCAAUGAAGGCAGAGCCCUUGCUGAAGAGUGGGGCUGCCCCUUUAUGGAGACUUCUGCUAAGAGUAAAACGAUGGUGGACGAACUCUUUGCAGAAAUUGUGAGGCAAAUGAACUAUGCUGCGCAGCCUGACAAAGAUGACCCAUGCUGCUCUGCAUGUAACAUACAAUAGCGUUCAAAUAUGGCUCUCCUGGACAGGAUUUGCCCAAGCUUGUAGGCGAUAACAAGCCUCGUCUACUCGACUGUGGAGUUUGCAGGCUGUGUGGUGUGACUCUACAGUGAAAUAGCAGCCCUUAUUCAGAAUUGAGCGGUGAUUGUCAGUUGAUCUCUCUGAGUAGCAUUUGGGUUCCAUAACUACAGUUUUCACCAUUGUCCUCAGUCUUCUAUAGGCACCUGCAACUUUAAGGCAUAGCCAGUCGAUCUACAGGGUGAUCUCCUUUGAAAGUUAUGAUGGCACUGUUGCUGAGUUGACAGAAGCAACUAUUGUAUAAAUUAAGAAUAAUCAUGAGAGAGAAAACAGAAGAAUUCCUAUGACCGCUUGCAAUUAAAUAUUUUGUCUUCUUAAAAAAAGAAUAAGGAGAAAUAUUUUCCUACGAGAGUACUGAAUUUCAGGAAUUGAGAUAAUGCUUCUAACCAAUGUAUUCCGUCAAGUAAGUAAUAACAGCUAACCUGCCAACAGCAUUACAGGGAGAGAUUCUUCGCUCAGCUGACAUAUUUCUGUUUUUCAAAAUUGAUGCUUAAUUGUAGAUGUUAUCCUAAUUUGUGACAUGGAACUAACUCAUGCAUCAAUCCUUGAUAGAGCAAAAAUCAGAACAGAUUGUGUAAAAAUACAAUCUGGCUUUAGAAUGUGUUAAAUCACCUGCUUUGCCACAGAAAAUGGAGGCUCUCACAAGGGUUUAAUACCAAUUAAAACCCCGAACCCACUCUCUGUUAACCAAGCAGGAUGGUCUUUAUUCCUUUAUUGAACAAGAGGAAGCAGCUGUGAUGGAAAGCGAUUGCCUAGCCUUACUAACAAGAAGCGUUCUAGUAGAUUAGUUAGUGCCAUCAUGUCAGGAAAAUGAAGCCAUGUUGCAUCCACAUGUUCCCAUUUGCAGCACCUCACAGGACAGUACAAAUAGCUGGCAUUUUUAGUUCGUGAAAGCAGCAGAUUCCUUCCUGCCUUUAAGGGCUAUGGUUGUGGUGUGUUUCUUGGCUAACCCGCUUUCAAAAUCAAGUUUGCUGGAGCAGAGCUUUAUUGCAGGCAUUUAAAAAAUUGAGUAACCAUGUGAAGUAAUUUGGGCUUAAAAGUAGAAGAUAAAUUAUAGAGUGGAAGGUAAGGGACAAAAAAAAACCUUUAUCUUUAAUUUUCCUGGAGAAUUAUAUAAAGAUUUUCUUAUAACAAUUUUGCCCUGAUUACUGAAGUGGCACAUAAAGAUAGAGUGAAUAUUUUGUUUUGAAAAGGUGCUCAAGCUCUGACAUUUUUGGUUUUCAUAGCCGUGAAGUAUUUAUCAUUUGCAUGACUAAUGGCACAGAAAAAAACCUAUUCAUAAGUUUUACAAUCAAGAGUAGAAGGGUUUUCAGCUAACUUCAGUUAUAAAUGCUGAAGAGAGUAUCUUGAGCUGAUCCUCUGGAGAUAAAUUUGGCCUUUAGAACUGCAAUAUCACUGAGCCUGUGAUCCAAAUACCACCCCACAUUUCGUUGGUUUCACAUUCUUGUGCAAGUAACCUCUGGUCUUAUGUGUGUGACUGAGAGAAGAGUGUAUGUUUGUGUGUGCAUGUGUGUUUAUUGUUCCUAAGAAUUGGGCACAAGUUGGAGAUAACUGCCUAUACUGGGAAUCUAUACUGCAGAAUAUAGUGUAUCAAAAACAUUUUUUCUUUUAAAUUAUUUGUGGUUUUUUAUACAUUAUUGAAAUAAUU
Equus caballus (horse) is the source of this 2390-nucleotide messenger RNA. RefSeq names its product RAP2A, member of RAS oncogene family (gene RAP2A). Lineage: Eukaryota; Metazoa; Chordata; Mammalia; Perissodactyla; Equidae. Gene Ontology annotation, molecular function: GDP binding; GTP binding; GTPase activity. The record is from RefSeq and is a predicted model, not a curated record. Gene Ontology annotation, cellular component: plasma membrane. Gene Ontology annotation, biological process: Rap protein signal transduction; negative regulation of cell migration.